Messenger RNA from Paramecium tetraurelia, 949 nucleotides. RefSeq lists its product as uncharacterized. The transcript is spliced from 4 exons. The record is from RefSeq and is a predicted model, not a curated record. NCBI's taxonomy places the organism in Eukaryota, Ciliophora, Oligohymenophorea, Peniculida, Parameciidae.
AUGAAUUUAGUUUAAUAAAUAAAGUCAAAUUUUGGUAUGAUUCAGAGAAAGGAAAUCAUUGCUAAGAAUAAAAAGAAAGUGGAGAUAUAGAACUAACCAUAACUAAUCUUCAGCAUUAAAAGAAGGCACAAUGAUUAAGCCUUUGAUAACAUAUUUUUUUCUAAUGAGGAAGAAAUGCUCAAUUUUCUGUAUUCUCGAAAGCAAAAAAGGUUAAAUUUAGAUGAACUAGUGGGUAAUCUUUCUUUAAAUGAGAAGAAUUAACAAAUUGUGGGGUUACAAAGAAUACCACUAUAAAAUAUCGAUUCUGACUAAAACUAAGAAUUUAAGGAGACUGCUGAAAAAAGCUUAAUAUACUUUAAAAGAGACAGAUUUGUAACAAAGUUUAGAAAAGAUUUUAGGGAUUCCUUGUUAUCCAAUAAUAGAAAAAAAAUAAUAAUACAACUAGAAUAGAAUAAGAAUUGUUUAACGAGUGUUAAUGAGAAAGCGAAUUAUGAGUUCGACGAGGACUACUAUAUAAUAUAGAAAGUGGAGAAAGAAAAAGCAAAAUCCUAAAUCACAAUGAAAAUUGAUACUAAAUAAAUAGAGAAGCAGAUUGCAGAGUAAUAAUAUGGAAGCGAUGCUGAGGAGAGUUUUGAUAGUGAGGAUUCUCAAAGAACUGAUUAUGAUGAUUAUGAUAGUUUGGAUGAAGAAUCCUCACAAUAAGAGGCAAUGGAAGAAGAAGAAUAAUAUUCUGAUAAUAAUAGUGAUGACUCUGUGGAUUUGAGAAGAUUUCAAUCAAAUUAGGUUUAAUAAGACGACUUUGAAGUGGAUGAUAAGGAAGAUGGAAAUUAAGGUGAUUAGACUGAAAUGUUCACAAAUUUCAUUAAAUAACAUGAGAAAUUGAUCAAGGAUAAAGUUUAUUGAUUUUUUAUUAAUUCAUUUUUUUGAUUUUGUAUUUUGUAAAUACAAA